UCUUUUAGAAGUUCGAAGCAGGAGAGUUGCCGCUUUAUGAUAGCAGGUGCCCUAAAGAUAUGCCGGGGAGGAAAGAGGGGAAGCUUCUGGGGCAAUAUACGGAAGAAGUCAAUGGGAAAAAGGAUGUGUUCCAUUGCAUCGCGGCUAAGGAUGGGGGGCAUGGAGCCACCGUCACCUUCAAAGAUCUCGUUCCAUCAAACUUCAAAUGCUUUGGAGAUAUGACGGCGCGAGAGAAGGAAGUCGCAUUGAGGCUGAUGAUCAACAAGAAGGUCAUAGCCACCGCUAGACCAGUUCCUACGGGGAAGUUGAACAUGAACAACCUCCUCGACAUUAUCAUGCGGGAGAGGUACAUGAUGCGUCUCUUCAACUACAUCGUGUUCAAAUCGGAGAACAGAGAGAAUGGCGACUGGAACCAAAAGUUCUUCUUCGAUUACAAGGGCAUGACAGAGAGGUACGGUGUCAAGGCAGAAGCAUGGGACGAGGAAAGGGAUAGAAUCCCUUUGGAGUUCGUUAGGAAGGUUCCAAAACCACUUGGUGGCGACCAAGAAAUGAAAGGGCUGAAAGGAGCAGGGUUGAAGGCUACAGAGGCAUUGUAUAAAGAUGCGCCCUUCCAUUUUAAGGUCUUCGUGUACCAGGCGAUAGGAAAGGUGGAUUUGCUCACGGCGGAAAUGCGGCGAUUGUCAAAUGUUGCGUUUCACCUUUUGUGGGAAGGGAAAGGGCGACGAGCAACAUUGUUGUCGAUCAAUAUGCACCCAAAGGAGUUGCUGCCUACGCAAGAUGAAGUCGUUACCGCUGCCACAAACCUCAACUGCAAGGCCGCCAUCUUGGAUCUCCCAUUACCGUCGCAUUGUUCUGCGUGGUCGUCGGAGGACUUCGACGCUCUAUACAAAAUGAUGUCAAAGUUGUGCGGCGAGAAUUGGACAUUGAUCGUAUUCGCGCCACAGAAACAUCACAAGACCGUCAUACGACACCUCUACCACUGGGAGAACGUCGAGGUGAUAUCAGGCACUUGGAAGCGCUUUAUGGGGGUCGGAACGACUGUUAAUAAAAAUGGGAAUAUGCAAAUUGAGAGUAAGGACACAAUGGCGAUCGUUCUGCAUCCCGAGGGAGGCGACCUCUGAAAGGUUACAAGAGUGUCGCGCUCAGAAGCAGACAUUGUGGAAGUAAACGUCGUGGAAGACU
Chara braunii is the source of this 1182-nucleotide messenger RNA. NCBI's taxonomy places the organism in Eukaryota, Viridiplantae, Streptophyta, Charophyceae, Charales, Characeae. The record is from the annotation of a GenBank genome assembly.